UGGGCGCAGAUGAAACGACUCGGCACCUCCACCCCCCAAGAGCGAGGCAGCUUCCCUUCCCUUGCUCUCGGGUCGGGUCUCCUCCCUGAAGGCGGAGCUUGGGGGCGCGCAGGCACAAGUUUGGGCGAGGCGGCUGCAGCGAGUUCCGGGCUGGGAGAGUGCUGGAAAGCAGCGUCAGGAUCAUGGAGAGCGGCGGGGGCGCCUACGGAGCCAGCAAGGCCGGCGGCACCUUCGACCUGUGGCGCUUUCUGCAGCAGCCUCAGGUGGUGGCGCGCGUCCUGAGCGCGGUGUUUGCGCUCAUAGUUUUCUCCUGUAUCAUUGGAGAAGGCUACACCAACCGUUCUAGUUCUCAAGAUCUCUAUUGCAUCUUUAACCGCAGUGAGGAUGCCUGUCGCUAUGGCAUUGGAAUAGGUGUUCUUGCCUUCUUGGCCUGUGUAUUCUUCUUCAUGGUUGAUGCCUACUUCCCACAGAUUAGCAGUGCCACUGAUCGCAAGUACCUCGUUAUGGCUGACUUGGGCUUCUCAGCUCUCUGGACCUUUUUGUGGUUCAUUGGGUUCUGUGUGCUGACAAACCAAUGGGCAUCAACACACCCUGCCGAUGUAGGUGUUGGGGCUGAUUCUGCUCGUGCUUCAAUUGCCUUCAGUUUCUUCUCCAUUUUCUCGUGGGGGCUCCUGAUCACUUUUGCACUUCAACGCUACCGCAUGGGUGUGCAAGAUUUUGCCCACAGUUACAUUGACCCGGCUCCAGACCCUACAACCCCCUACUCCAGCUAUCCAAAUGUCAGCCACGAAAGCUACCAGCAGCCACCCUUCACUCACAUGAGAGAGGACUCAGAGGGCUACCAGCCUCCGCCUGUGUAUUGAUUUGCUACCAAUGUUAAAGCAGCUAACAGGGAUCGCCAUGUAAAUGCAAUUGAUUCACUGCUUGGCUGGAAAGGGGCAUCUACUGUUAAAAGUGGCAAGGGAGCCACAAUUUUGUGUGAUAGGUUCUGAGAUAUUCCUGCUGUUCUCUGCCCUUUCUAAAAGGGGCUUCUCUUAAAGAACAGGCUUUAUGUUCUGUUCAGCUAUGGGCAGUAUUCUUUAGGCCUGUGUGUGAAUUAUAAGGCAUAAAAAUGGCUGAAUCAAUGCAGUGGAAUCCUCAAGAGUUGGCAUCAAAUCUCUGUUGUAGCUAACUUAUGAGAUGGGUGAUAAUACUUUUUUAAAAUGUCCAGGAACAAGUAAAUGUGCUGUUCCUUUAUUUCCUAGGGAGACUCCUUGAUGUUACUAGUUAAAUAAUAUGCUUUCCCCUGAAGUGCCAUUAUGCCACUGCCUAGAUCGCCUUUAUUUUUUACGGUAUUCACAGCUCCUGUGUAGGGGUUCAAUUCCCAUGGCUCCUAUGGUGCUGCUUUUCUAGGCUGAAGUGAAAUACAGUGUGUUCCUAGUUCUGCUUUUCAGUACCAUUGGAUGGACUUGAUGCCAAAGCCUAGGUCUACAGGCCUUUUUUGGUUUUAUAAAAACCAUUUUGUGUAUGAAGAUUUGGAUUUUAAGUACUGCAAUAUGAGUAAUAGAUGUUAACUGCUGUACAGUUUGCUUAUUCAGUCCUAGUUCAGAAUAGGAGAAAGCAAGCUGCUCUCUGGAUUAGGGUUUUCAGACUGUGAUCUGAAGUAGAAGGUAGACUCUGUGCCUACUCUGAAAUGGAGAAACAACUUGAAGCUUUCAGUGCAACUUUUCCUGGAUACGGGAAGAGCUGUGGUCUCCUUCCUUACACUAUCUCUGCAAGCAGGGUUGUGUCUAUUUAUUUCCCAAAUGUACUUGAUAUAGAAAAAUUAUUCUCUCAAGUUGGAAGAGGGUUCAAACGUAUUGAGCACCUGGAAAUAAAAUCUUUUCACUUCUA
This is a messenger RNA of Heteronotia binoei (common prickly gecko), 1872 nucleotides long. It is a transcript of the gene SYNGR2, whose product is annotated as synaptogyrin 2. The transcript is spliced from 4 exons. Gene Ontology annotation, cellular component: synaptic vesicle membrane; neuromuscular junction. The record is from RefSeq and is a predicted model, not a curated record. The coding region runs from base 183 to 863 and encodes 226 amino acids. NCBI's taxonomy places the organism in Eukaryota, Metazoa, Chordata, Lepidosauria, Squamata, Gekkonidae.